Messenger RNA from Fusarium tjaetaba, 846 nucleotides. RefSeq lists its product as uncharacterized. Bases 1 to 846 code for a protein of 281 amino acids. NCBI's taxonomy places the organism in Eukaryota, Fungi, Ascomycota, Sordariomycetes, Hypocreales, Nectriaceae. The record is from RefSeq and is a predicted model, not a curated record. The transcript is spliced from 3 exons.
AUGCCACCAGCCAUUCCACAUGAGGAUAUUUCAGGUCAAGACGAAACCACAAGUGCUGAUAAGAAGAGCGGAACUUGGGCCUACAUGAUCCAGACGUCUACACUGUGGGGGGAGGUCCGCACGUAUGUAAAGCAAUGGGCUCAACAGACCAACAACGCACCGCCUCCUUGGUCCAUUGAGUCUGGAUACGCAGUCAUCAACGCUUAUCUCAUGGACUCAGAGACGAAAUUCCCAGACCGUCACCGAUUCGAUAGCGCGCGAUUUACUGACCAAGAAAGCCGGCACCUCCAGAGCAAUCGAGGAUAUUGGAGUCCAUGGUUGCACGAAAGACUCCAGUCCCUGAUACGGGCAGCUUUCGAAAUAGAUCCUCAGCAAGAAAAGGACCAAGAGAUCCCACCACCGAGGACCAUCUCGAUCAACACGCGUUUAAUGUGGGAUAUACUUCUUUACAACUCUGGCGCUUACAGGGGCACGGCGAGUUCUCCCCAGAUGCGAAGUCUUUUCGAUGGCAGCUCGCUGUUCCCAGAGGACAACGCGAGUGACGGGGAGGACAUCGUUGAGAUAGAUAAUUUCCACAGCCCAACUGUUGAAGUGAGUCUGGGGAACGGCCAGGCAUUGCCGCCGCAGCCAGGACGGCGAAGAACGAGAUCUGGCCAGGGAACUCAGGAGCCCCAAGCAAAUCUUCUAGCUCAAUCUUCUUCCAUGCCAGAGCCUUGUGGAGGUUCCACGGAACAAACGCCACUAGCUUCUUGGCCUAUGUCUUUGGAUAUGGCGUAUGAUCCUUUCUUUCAAUUUCAGGAUUCUGGGGGCCCCUUUUUCGGAACAUGGGAAGUAGGAAACCUCUAG